ACGAAGGGCCAAAUUUAACGGCGAAAGAGUAGUCCUUUUUGUGUCAAUAAGGAAGGUUUUACUAAUCGUGUUAAACAAUGGUGAAAAGUCCCGCCGUUACAGGCAUAUCGCCGAAGGAAGGUCCUCCGGGAACCCGUGUUACGAUACGUGGCGAAUUUCUUGGCAACAAAGCUACAGAUCUCGUCGGUCUAACAAUUUGCGGAUGCGAUUGUCUACUGUCGGCCGAAUGGAAGUCGGAUAAAAAAAUCAUAGCCCGUACCGGGGCGGCUAAAGGGAAGGGUGAUAUAAUUGUCACCACUCGCGCGGGUGGCACGGGCACCUGCACGGUGCAAUUUCGUGCGUACUAUGAAACGAUUGGUCCGAUGAAAGAAUCCGCAGUAUGGAUCGAAGAAUCGCCGAUGCAGUCGUUAGCCUGGGGACGUCGCACACUGGCACCGACCGGUUACACUCAAGAAGACCCGCUUGGACUUUCCAAUGAGGGCAAUGAGAAAAAGUUUCCCGAUGAUUUACGUGACCUAUUUCCGGAUGGAUCGGGUGAUUUGUCGCAGGAGAAUUUCAUGCCUGGUUGGUUCCUGUUGGAAAACCAUCACGCUACCUCCUUCGAGGAUCUGAAAGCGGGUCUAUCGUAUCUGCGCCGGCGGGUGGAAAGUCAGAAGGAGGGCCAGCUUUCCUUUCUCAAGUCUAACGCCGGAUCGGUGAUCGAUCAGCUCGAUACGCUGAUGACGCUGCGCGAUCGUAUCACGCAAGACAAUAAAAUGCACGGGAAGGAACCGGUUCGCCACCUGGAUGUAGCUAUACGUAGCUCGAUCGAUGCUUCGCAUGAGUUGUUCAAGGAUGUGCUGGUGCGAAAGGAAAAAGCCGAUGCAACGCGAGCUGCUCUUUCUGCUAUAUCGCGUUAUAAGUUCCUUUUCUGCUUACCGAAUACGGUUGAAAAAGCGGCACUGAAGAACGAGUUUGAUAUAGUUGUAAAUGAUUACGCACGUGUGAAAAAUUUGUUUGGAAAAACUGAAGUUCCGAUCUUUCGAAAAGUGCUCGAGGAAGUGGACAUCAAAAUUCUUGCCAUUCGGCAGCAGUUGCAUGGGAAAAUCAAAGUAAUGCCCCAGGGAGUGGAGCAGCAGAAAAAGAUGAUUAAAGCUCUGAUCAGCUUGGAAGCCCAACAAGCCGGCACGAGUGUAGCGGGAAAGUUGAAAAUAGAGGAUCCCGCCUGGGACGCGAUCGAAGCCCGCGCCAAGCACCUCGAAGAAACGUUCCUCAAGGCCUACGAACAGCACACAGGAAAGGAGUCGACGCACGGCAGUGACUCGAAGUCACGCACCGAUCCUUCAGUCACGCCGGUGCGGGUGCAAUUUUGCGAAGAAAUGACCGAGAUAGCCGCCAGUCAAUUCCCAGAUUUAUGGCGCCUCGGGCAGGCUUAUUUUACUGGUGAACUGCGUGGUGCAUCCCAACCCAAACCGGGCAACUUUAAACGAAUCAUUCUGACGGCUAUUGAGCAGUUUUGUUGUUAUUUGCGAUCAGCAUUGCUCGCUUCGAGUAGUUCCCAUCGGUCGUUAGCUGCGUCGGUGACUGCGGUGAAGGGUCUACCAGCUUGGCCCUCUGCAAGCCCUUCGUUGAACUUCCUCAUAACAUGGCUUCCGCACUGCUUGCGAUAUGUACGCGUGUCGUACGCCACUCUGAUCCGUUUGGAUCUACCGAACGAAGCGCUGGACAUAGUUCUGAAGUUCAUCGAUGAACUGCGGCUCUAUUGUAUGUCAACGAUCCUGAAGAAGGCAAACGAACGAGUGAAGAAAUUGCACGAGAAGGAAAUGUGGGAACUAACGGUGGCGGAGUUUGCCGGUGCAACCAGUUUACCUGCAAAGCUGGAGGAAAUUUUGAUCGAAGUAAUCGACGAUGCACAGGUCGCUUGCUUGACACCUGAAGUGAGAGAAUCGACCCUGCUCGAGCCACAAUCGGAUGGCCAACGCGAACUUUCCAAACGCUUUCAGGAAAUUCUAAGCUCCUUCUGCACCGUUAUCGAAACACUGGCCUUGCAACGGUCUGACGAAGAUCCGCAGCAGGCACCGAUGCUGUCACAACUGAUCGGAUUUCCCGCCGCACUACUCCAGCAACAGAUGAGCACCGGGGACAAACGCGAAUGGGGCAGCCCUUCGAUUACGUGGGAGCAACGGUUGCUAUGCUGUCUGUCUAACUGCAUCUAUUGCAACCGUAUUUUCUUCCCCAAGUUGGGUGAUCUUUUCACACGCCACAGUUUUCCCGUGCCAACGCUGGCCAUCGAGAACUCUCGUUCGACUGUUAACGCGCUGUUCGGAAGUCUACUCGAUAUGUACGUAGAGCACAAGAGUGACCCACUGGUUGGUACGAUCGAGCCGUCGAUGUAUCUCGGCCGGUUCCAGUGGGAUCUGGUGGGACCAUCGGAGAAGCUUAGCCCGUACGCACACGAAUGCCUCGACAAUCUGGUGUCGGUGUACUCGGAGAUUUUUGCUAUUUCACCAUUUCUACUAAGGCCGAUCCUCGAACCGAUCGUGCAAACGGUGGCAGAGGAACUGGCUCGCCUGAUGACUUGUGUACAGAAAUUUAACAUCCAUGGAGCAAUGCAAGCAACGGUGGAUAUUCACGUCAUACGGGAUGCUGUGCGUGUUUACAGCAACGAGACGGCCAAAUCAUUCUUUGUAGAAGCAUUGGAUGCUAUACCACCAGUGUCUGAAAGCGAGAAGAAGAUCUCAGAAACGGUCAAGACGAUCAAAAACAACAUCCGUUUGCAGAUCAUGUGCCUGCAGGUGGUGGAUCCUUGAUUGGAUGCCUUCAUAUGGAUUUCAUAUCGUACGAAAAAGAAAUCCAUAGCGAGAAAAACGGAACCAGCCAAGAUUAAGAACACCCAGUAAAAUAUCAUAAGCUAUUGCCUUCGUUACCGGCGUAUCAACAUCUAUUGCACUGUAGAAAUGUAUAAUCUAAAAGGAACUAUACUUUAUGGUUAGACAUUCUAAAUAUCUGAUCGUUUUUAUAAUAUGGCCAGUGACGCUUUUAGCUGUUUAAUUAUAAAAAUAACAUAUUAAUGUAUACUGCUGUUUCAAAAAUAUAUAAAAGAAAAGAUA
This is a messenger RNA of Anopheles coustani, 3089 nucleotides long. It is a transcript of the gene Sec5, whose product is annotated as exocyst complex component 2. The coding region runs from base 78 to 2789 and encodes 903 amino acids. The record is from RefSeq and is a predicted model, not a curated record. Gene Ontology annotation, molecular function: protein binding. Gene Ontology annotation, cellular component: exocyst. Lineage: Eukaryota; Metazoa; Arthropoda; Insecta; Diptera; Culicidae. Gene Ontology annotation, biological process: exocytosis; Golgi to plasma membrane transport. The transcript has 5 exons.